AUGGCUAUACUCCUAGAAGUAUUUAAUUAUAUACUAGUAAGAAAGGGCGAGGACGCUAACGCUAAGGAUAACGACGACGAUAACGACAAACGUACGUCUACGCUUGCCAAGGGUAAGGGCAAGGGUAAGGCAAAGGUGGCUACGUCUACUAAGAAGUCUAAGAAGGCUAAGAAGGCUAAAAAGGAGAAGAGCGAAGAGGAGGACAAGGAUAAGGACGAGAGCGAGGAGGAGACUACUCCGGGCUUUGACCUAGAGACGCUAACGCGUAGUAUAGUGGCGACGGUACUGGCCGCUAUAACUCCUAAAAAGAAGAAGGGUAGCAAAUAG
Molecule: messenger RNA, 327 nt
Organism: Thermothielavioides terrestris NRRL 8126
Lineage: Eukaryota; Fungi; Ascomycota; Sordariomycetes; Sordariales; Chaetomiaceae
Exons: 3
Coding region: 1-327 (108 amino acids)
Source: RefSeq, a predicted model, not a curated record